Passer domesticus (house sparrow) is the source of this 7736-nucleotide messenger RNA. RefSeq lists its product as uncharacterized. Lineage: Eukaryota; Metazoa; Chordata; Aves; Passeriformes; Passeridae. The record is from RefSeq and is a predicted model, not a curated record. The transcript has 4 exons. The coding region runs from base 4500 to 5501 and encodes 333 amino acids.
UAUUCUUGGUCUUUGUAGCCUUCUGAUCGUUCUUCUCUCUCUGUUCUUUUAGUAUUGUGUUAAUGUAGUAUUUUAGUAUAAUAUAUAACAUAAUAAAUCAGCCUUCUGAGAAAAAUGGAGUCAAGCCUCGUGUCCCCACACUUGGAGCAUCCACUGCAACAAUUGGUGACCUCCGGACGUGUGGAAUUGAUAGUCACCCCAGGAGUGGACCAUCUAGCCUGGAUGCUGAAGAACCAAGACCCUGAAGAUGGUCAGAGUUCACAGCCAAGGCAAACAGAAGAACCUGUUGGAGUUUCCUGGACAUUGUGUCCAGAGACCGCAGAGCAGCAGAGCUGCACAGCUGGAUCCACAAGGACACUGUCUAAAGGGAAUGACACCAGGACCCUGCAGGUACCAGGCGAAUGGGAGUGGCAUCAGAGCUAAUAUGCAGAUGAGAAACGCAUUGCACCAAAUUUUGCAGUUUUCCAGGAAAACCCCUAAAAUCAACGAGCCAACAUAGAACUAGGAGACCUAGGUGAUGUCUAAAGAUGGGAGCGUAGUCCAGUGCCUGCUUGGAUCCUUUUUGCUUCUCACCCUAACCUGAAAAGAUGUUGACUGGAGAGAGGACCCGAGGUGUUGGACCGAAAAGAUGGAAUCUCCUAAUCUCUCGUGAGGACGGAAUCCCCAGCUCUGUCUGCAGACCAGCGGACAAAGCUGCAUCACCCUCCUCCUCCGUGCCACUCCUGGGAGCAAUGGCGCCGUGGGCACAACCCGUCGAUUUCUCCCCACCUGAGCUGAUUCUUUUUAAUAAAGGCAAUAAAAAGGAGAAAGAUCUCCUGCCCAUUCAUUUCAGUCCCCGCGGCUGCACCUCAGCCAGCCCCGUGGGAGGCACCGGACCCCGCAGCUCCGCCCGCAGCCCCACCGCCACCUGGGCCAGCUCUGCCGGCUUCAAUGGCUGCGCCUGCGCUGCAGUGUCCAGACCCUGGAGGAGACUCGGCUGCCGCGCCCAGCCCAGCGGGGGAUGCACCCCUGCCCCCCGUGCAGGUCUCACUGCUCGCUGCCGACAUGACCACAGUGCAAGAGCAUGCCGAGAAUGGUGCUGAGCCCACGGGACCGUCUCAAGAGCCGACACCAUCGCCUGUGGCGCCCUCACCGCCCACUCCAACUGUCCUGGUGCCUUCCGGAGCUACGUCCUUCGCAUCAGACCCUGCGAACAGCCUGUCCUUCCAUGGAGGGGGCAUGGCUCGCCAGCUGACUGCGGAUGCAGUUUGGCUGCCUGUUUUCAGACUCAGUGUGGUUCGUGGGUAAUUUCGUGUGUGGUCGGGGGCUUCUCCCCGGGGGUUGGAGUGCCUGCCUUCCCCCAUGCGCCCCAGGGGCGUGGGGGAGGUGGCUUCUGGAAGUUCUGCCUCUGGUCCCCAGGCCAGAAGGGAUGGGGCUGGUGUCGAGGGGCAGAAGGCAGGAGCAGUGGCGUUUGCCUUGCAAGAGCAAGAGAAACAGUGCAAAGCAAGCAUUGCUCGCUUGCUCUGGGGACAAGAGUCCCCCAGAUCUGGGAUGACAAUUCCUGAGAAAUCUCUUCCCCAGCUGCCGGCCUGCACCAGUGCUGCUGGGGGGAGGAAGCGUUUGGUCACUUUUGCUCUGAAGACACUGGCAGCAUGGUCCUGUCAGGUUGUGAGCACACAGAGCCCGCCUCACAGGCUGGUUCUGGGCCGUUUGGCUCAUUUCCCUGGGCCGGGGCCACCGCCCCGUCCAGUGUUGGGUUUGGGAGCUUUCAGCUCCCUGCCCGGACCUGGGCCACCGUUCUGUGGGCCAGGUCUGGGUUCCCUGGUCCGCCCACCAGGACCAGGGUCACUGAAGGGUCCUGGAGACCCUCUGCUACUCCUGCUCUUCUUUUGUAAGAAAAAAAAAAAAAAGAAAAAAAUUAAGAAAGAAAAGUGGAAAGAGCUAGCAGCUCAAAAGCAUUGAAAAGCCAAAAAUUAGCCUCAGCCCAAGUAGUUCAGUGAAGGGCUGUGGCCAGGGCAUUCCAGAAUUUUCUCUCUGAAUUGUUUGGUGACUGUCAAUGAAUUGUUUGAUAAUUCUUGUUCAUUCUCUUUAGCAGUUCUUUGUUUCAGAAUUCUGCAAGCCUGUUUCAGGACCAAAAGGGACUUCCAGAGAUGUCAAAGAGGAACAUCUUCAGUCCAUGGACUCUGUCCUGAAAUUCAGCUGUUUGGACUUGAAAAAAUGAACUUUCUUUGCAUGAGUUUUUUGCAUUUUCUUAUAUUGUAAGAUUGUUUUAGUGAUAUGAUAGAAUUUGAUGUUCUACAGGUGAAGAAUUUCUCUGAAUGUUUUACAGGUGAAGAAUUUCCCUGACCAUUCCACAUCAGCAGUUGAAUGAGGUUUUGAUUGGUAGCAGAUGAACCUCAAGAAAUGUUUGUUCUCUCUUCUGCAAGGGCCCAGUAGAAGAAAUUACAAACAUUCUUUUUUUCUAUUUAAUUUAAUACAUUUAAAAGGGUGAAGUGUAGCAUGAUAUUUUAUGAAAAAUCCUUUGCUAGGAUUUUUCCCCUCCUGAGGAGCUGAGAGCCUCAGGAAAGAAAUGUAAACAAUAACUAUCUGCUGCUGUGGAAUGCAACAGGUGCAUCUUCCAUUGGUCCAUGUGGAUUGUUUUCAAUUGAUGACCAAUCACAGCCACCUGUGCCAAGGCUGUGAGCAGUCACAAGAUUUUGUUAUGCAUUCUAUUCUAUUCUUGUUCUUUGUAGCCUUCUGAUCAUCUUCUCUCUCUGUUCUUUUAGUAUAGUUUUAAUGUAGUAUUUUAGUAUAAUAUAUAACAUAAUAAAUCAGCCUUCUGAGAAAAAUGGAGUCAAGCCUCGUGUCCCCACACUUGGAGCAUCCACCGCAACACCGGGUCUCUGAACUCAGGGAGUGCAGAGGCAGGAUCACCAGGAUGUUAUAAAUGACUAAUAUGUUUAUUGCCUUUCACAUUUAUGUACUGGCUUUUGCAAUUUAUUAUUGAUCACAAAGAUUUUGAUAUAGUACAAUUUGUAAUUCCUUUUAACUGCAUUUUGGUAUAGUAUAUUCUGACAGCUUAUUUAUGCACCAUAUAGCUUAUAUUAGUGUAAGAAACAUAUCUUAGGCCUUAGCAUAAUAUUAAAAUACAGACUAUGUAAUGUUAAAAUGCUUUUAGUCUUGUAAGUCACUCAGAGAAUGGUGUAAAAUAAUUGUGUGGUUUCUCACAUUUGUGGACUAUCUUAUAAUUCAGAUAAGAUAGUAGUGACAAAAAACAGAACACCCAGGGAAGAAUUUGUUAACUCUUACUCUUAUCAGGGAGUGUAAUAACAACAGGAUAGUGAAACAAGGGAUUUAAGGGUUAAUAGGGAAUUUAGAAUAGUUUAGGUAAUAUAUAUAUGUGAACAUAUGGUAUGCAUUAUUAUAUUCGUACGGGACUGCGAUAGGGGACCUCCAAAGGAUACCUGUUACAUAUUAAAAUUCUGCUGAGCUCACUGAUAAAAAACUGCUGAGCUUGCCAGAAAAUACUAAGUAGAGAGAAACUGCGUAUGUGAAGGCACUGGAGUUCGAAAGUUCAACAGUGAUGAAGACUUUGAGCCUUCAUCUUUUCAGGCCCCCAGACUUACUUAAAGACCACCGACUCAAUAAAAAGGAUAAAGUGCUCAGCCUCAGCUAACUUCCAUACCAUGCGGAGAAUAGGCGGGGAUAGAUACUGAAUAUGUAUAGACGUUAUAGAAUAUGCAUGAUCUUUGUGAAUAAAUAGAGGAAUUCUGAAUGUUGAGGCACGCAGGAUUUGGGAAGAUGCUCUCCCUCUGCGUCCAGGGCUGAAUAAAAUACAUACCUACUUUACAACCUUUGGUUGUGGAGUCAUUUACCGUGUUUCAUUUCGGCGAGAGCCAGCCAGGAGAGUUCUGUCUGUCUGCAGAUUCGGGCUAAGAAAUGGAGGAAUCCACAGCGCACCUCGGGACUAUUUCCUGGAGGAGGACUCCAUGACCUUGGCUAGCUUACUGCAGCUACAGAUAAGAGCCACUGGCAUGCGGAUCAAACAGUACAUAUCAACUUUAAUGGGGUUGUAAGAUGUACGUACUCAAGGUUGGAGGACUGUUGAUAAAUCACAGGAGACAUCCUGCGUGCAACAUAGUACCUAGUGGAAACCAAGGGGAGCCAGUGCAUCAUGAUUGUCUGGAAACCACUGAAGCCACCUACUCCAUCUGCCCAGACCUGAAGGACACCCCUUUUGAUGACACAGAAACCUGGUUUACUGAUGGAAGUAGCUAUGUCAUCAGUGGGAAACGACAUGCUGGGUAUGCAGUUACCACCAGCAAGAAGUCUCUUACAGAGAAAACCCUGGAACCACAGUGGGAAGGACCAUUCCAGGUAUUGCUCACCAUGUUCACUGCAAUUAAGAUUAAAGAACAGAAUGCUUGGAUCCAUCAUACGCAAGUGAAGAAGGCUCCUGGAGUCCCUUGGAAAGUAACAUUGGGUGAUAAUGAACUGAAACUGAAAUUUACCUGGGAAAGAUAAAUAGACUCUGGGUAGAAAUGUUAGCCUGGACAAUUAUAUCUCUCACAACCAUAGCCAUGACUGUAACUGAAGCUAAUGAAAAACCACUUUUGUACCAUAUCACUGAGAGGCAUGUUUGUCGAGGAAAAGCCUAUGACGUGCACUCCCAUAAAAUGUUGUCUGAAAUUAUGAAAGUUACAAAUGCUAAGGUCUGGGAAGGGAGAAAUGUUUGGGGCUGUGAAUAUGCAUUUGUUCAGAUUGGAUAUCAUGGGUCUUGCCAGAAACCUAUGGAGUUAUUCAGAAUUGAUUCUGAAUGUUGUGAAACAUGCUUAUCUAAUUGUCCUGCAUUUAGACUUGAAAUACAGGGGGGUGCAGUUAAAGGUUAUAGGGUGGAUUAUAACAUUACUCGGGAUUGUGUUGAUCCCCAAGACGAGGGUGAGGAAAUAAAUCCGCCAACCCAAAGACCAGAGGAACCUACAGUUACUCUAGCUCAAACUACUCCAGGGAAGGUAAUCCAGCCUAUAGUUACUAAAGUUGGACCAUAUGCUGUCAAGAAGGUAGGGAUCCAAAGACUGUUGCUGAAUCCGGAAUGGUCCUUGAAACGAGUAGAGGUGGAGAAGCAAGUGAAUGCUUCUGCUAUUCAAUCAGAAUGCACCCCCUUUCUUAAAACUUCCUUCAUGGACAGGAGCACUUGGUUGAAGAAGCACCCACCUGAUACUUUUAGGCAGAAAAGAGAACUUACAGGGAUACUAGGAACAGGAUUGGGGAUUUUGAAUACAAUAGACUCAGAGGUAAUAAUGAACAAAUUGACUGCAACUGGCAGUGACAUAGUUAAAUUACAACAACCCUUACAAUCUUCUCUACUAGCAUUGGGUACUAGUCAGUGGAAACUGUCUAAAAUAUUACCAGAAUGGAAAGGCCUAGAAGAACAAGACCAUGGCCUAAUAGUAAAUGCCAUGGGAGCAGCUAGUAAAAAUAUGUCCCUGGCCCUUGGAUGUGUACAAGCACAAUUAUGGAUGUGUAACUAUGAUAUUUUAUGAAAAAUCCUUUUGCCAGGAUUUUUCCCUCCUGAGGAGCUGGGACCCCCAGGAAAGAAAUGUAAACAAGAACUAUCUGUUGCUGUGGAAUGCAACAGGUGCAUCUUCCAUUGGUUCAUGUGGAUUGUUUUCAAUUGAUGACCAAUCACAGCCACCUGUGCCAAGGCUGUGAGCGGUCACAAGAUUUUGUUAUACAUUCUAUUAUAUUCUUGUUCUUUGUAGCCUUCUGAUCAUUCUUUUCUCUCUGUUCUUUUAGUAUAGUUUUUAUGUAGUAUUUUAAUAUAUAAGAUAAUAAAUCACCCUUCUGAAAAUGGAAUCAAGCCUCGUGUCUCCACACAUGGAGUGUUCACCUCAACAUGGAUGCAGUCAGUCGCUGCCUCAAUUAUUAGGAAAGGUAGUGAGGGCACAUUCCCCGCUGAGAUUCGCAAAAUUAUUUGGGAUCAUGCCUCUGAUUUAGAGAGAGAACUCCAGUCAUGGUGGGUUCCGGUUAAUUUCACCUAAGAUCCUGUGACAAGCAUGGUAACUGCCUUUGUUUUAACCAUACAUAAUAUGUCAGUGAGUCUGAUACAUCCAGUAGUUGCCUUAGGACUAAACCACGAGGGAACCAUUUUAUAUCCUUCUGAACAUAGGAUGUGGGCACGAGAAGUUGAAGGGAAAUGGAAAACUAUUACUAUAGAGUCUUGUGCCAUGAGGAAAUAACUAGGGUUCAUAUGUGAAGGGAAUCUAAAUAGUGAUCAAGAUAUUUGCCUGGAUACACAGCAGAGCAUUUGUCACUUUGAAGUUCACUCAGUCAACCAAACAACGUUACUUGUGUACAUAGGCCAGGGCUGUGUAUGUCUCAGGACAUCAUGCCCCACAAUAGUGUUGGAUGAGCUAAUCAUAAACAAAACCCAAUCCAAUUUAUGCAUUUGUAAUUUUGUCAGAAUUGAGGGAUGCGAUUUUUCCUAUUGAGCGCCCGUGAUAUCCUAUCAAUAUAUAAAGGCAAAUUUGACUACUGUACAGGAAAUAUCGCCUGUGCCUAUAGGGAUGAAUCUAACCUUGGUUAAGCAGCGAUUAAAACAUGAGGAACUGAAGAAAAUUCUCAAAGAAAUUAGAGACGUGGGAAGGAAGACUGAUUACCAUACAUCAUGACACAGAAGCCAUACAAAGAGUCUUUAAGAGAUUGGAAGCAGACACAUCUCACCAUGGGUGGGAUACAAUUUUUGGAUGGUCACCAACAGGGACUGGGUUCCUUAAUGCACUAGUUCAUCCAACCAUUGUGUUAUUGAUCUUGAUUGGCACAAGUAUGGUUUUGUCCAUUGUGAUGCUUAUUUGGAACUGGAGAAUGUUGCAACGAAUAGCAAUAUUAACCUCAUCGCCUGCAGUACAUGGUAAAGCAUUGAGAGAUGCAUACCAUAAAAAUGGAGAAAGGGAGUUUGGUAUCAAGUAAAAGAAUUUACUAUUUUAUAGAAAAGGGGGGAUUGAAACAAGGGAUUUAAGGGUUAAUAGGGAAUUUAGAAUAGUUUAGGCAAUAUAUAUGUGAACAUAUGGUAUGCAUUAUUAUAUUCGUACGGGACUGCGAUAGGGGACCUCCAAAGGAUACCUGUUACAUAUUAAAAUUCUGCUGAGCUCACUGAUAAAAAACUGCUGAGCUUGCCAGAAAAUACUAAGUAGAGAGAAACUGCGUAUGUGAAGGCACUGGAGUUCGAAAGUUCAACAGUGAUGAAGACUUUGAGCCUUCAUCUUUUCAGGCCCCCAGACUUACUUAAAGACCACCGACUCAAUAAAAAGGAUAAAGUGCUCAGCCUCAGCUAACUUCCAUACCAUGCGGAGAAUAGGCGGGGAUAGAUACUGAAUAUGUAUAGACGUUAUAGAAUAUGCAUGAUCUUUGUGAAUAAAUAGAGGAAUUCUGAAUGUUGAGGCACGCAGGAUUUGGGAAGAUGCUCUCCCUCUGUGUCCAGGGCUGAAUAAAAUACAUACCUACUUUACAACUUUUGGUUGUGGAGUCAUUUACUGUGUUUCAAUAGAACCACGAGAAGAAAUAAAAUAUAUUGAUUUAAUCUACAAGAUAGCAUGAAGACAUGUCAAGAGUUAAAACCAAGCAAAAGAAUUCCGAGAACAUCUAAACUCACAGGAAUGUUUGAAUAUGUAUAAACUCUCAUGAAUAUGCAUGUAACUCACGUAACCAUAUAUAAGAACAUUUUUUUAAGCUAACCGUGUGUUUUUGGAGUAUUGCCAAACAUCACAGCGCUGGAUAUU